CUCAUUGCCGACUGUUUGGUGUCCCGUUCGCGAAAUAACUUGUCUUUUAAUCGCAACAGCAGAAAUCUGCGGGAUUGCGUACGUUAUAAAGUCGUCCUAAAAUGUGAAUUAGUUUCCUGCAAGCUAAGGAGUUCUUGAAUCAAUGCAUUCCAAGCCAGCAUGGCGACCAUAAGUUUCUGCAAUAGAAGAUAUUUCCGACUGUGGCCAGUGCUCAUACUUCUCAGUGUGGCACUGCUGCUGGUUUGGAAGAACUUGCAGCAGGCUGAGAAACUAGCCAAAUCUUCAAACAGCGGUGGGCAAAAAUCGUUAGGAUUUUCGCUGUCCAACGACACAACUCCACCAAGUUCUCCUGCAAACUUAUAUCUGCACAAUGAUCGGCAGCCCAAAGUCAUCCCGCGAGAGGAAUCCCCGCGCACCAAGGAGCUGCAGUCAUUGCUGAAGUGCCGCAACCGAUCGCUCCGUUUCCAGAGGCUGCAGCACGGAGACUUCUGGCUGCUCCAGAAUCUCGUGGUUGGACGCAAGAGUCGGGAGGUCGGCUGUGCCGAGUCCGUGACGUACACCACCAACGGGGAUUUCACGUUCUUCGAUAAUCUGGAAAUGGUGGUCUCACGUUGGCGUGCUCCAGUAAGUUUUGCCAUCCACACGCCCGGCUAUGAUCUGAACACCACACUGGAUGCCAUUCGGUAUGUGCGAAACUGUUUGCCGGAGAGCGACAGCAUCAAGGACUGGGUCUCAUUCCACGUGUACUUCCCGAACCGGCACAUGCCGGACUACGUACCAUAUGACGAGACUGAGGUCCUAUUUUACCCGCAUGUAUGCACGACGGUAUCGCCGCCCUACACACGAAUCCCUCCCACGGAAAGCUACAAGUCAAGGGCCAACCUCACCUACCCCAUCAAUGUGGGCAGGAAUAUAGCCAGGCAGGCGGCCAACACUCACUUCAUCUUCGCCUGCGACAUCGAGCUGUAUCCCAGUGUGGGCUUCGUGGACCAAUUCCUGGACAUGGUGGCCAGGAAUCACAGUGUCCUGGCCCUGGACCCCAGGCAGCGGAGAAGGGUCUAUCCUCUGCCCGUUUUCGAGAUCGAGACUGGUGUCCAAGUGCCGGUGGACAAGGAAGAAUUGCUGGCCCUCUAUCGCAAGCAGCAGGCUCAGGUGUUCCACCUGAAGCUUUGCCCCACAUGCCAUACGAUUCCGGGCCAAGAAGAGUGGCUCAACCGCACCUCCAAGGCCGAUGACCAGCUGCACGUGUUCAGCCAGACGCUCCGGAAACGGAAGUUCCGCGCCUGGGAGCCCUUCUACGUAAGCGACAACACGGAGCCACUGUUCGACGAACGCGUCACCUGGGAGGGUCAGUCCAACAAGCGCAUACAGGUGAGUAACUACUGUAGUGAAGGUUCCGAUUCAGAGUGCCACAUUUUAUUGCAGAACUACGCCAUGUGUCUUUUGGACUACGAAUACCACGUCUUGAGUCCAGCAUUUCUUGUGCACAGUCCUGGCAUCAAGAAAUCCAGCGAAAGAGACCCUACUCGUCUUCAAUACGCCAAGGAAAUGACCAAAUUCAUCAAGGCCAAAAUCGAACCCGAAUAUAAAGUGCUCUUCGGAACGAACUCAGCCUGCAGGACGUGACAUUUCUUUAACAAUGGAAAACGCUUAGAAAACCCAGAUGUUUGUAACUUAUGAAUAUAUGCCCCAUCUAAGCUAGGAUCUAUACAAAUAUGGUAUUACACGAUUUUACUAAAACCAAAUAGUAUGUAAGUACACCGAAUUUAUUUUGGAUUUAAUGCUCACUGCUUGUCAUCCAAUGAAUGUGAACAUAUGUGUCAAUGAGACCUCUGUUUCAUGUGUUAUGUAGUUG
This is a messenger RNA of Drosophila teissieri, 1855 nucleotides long. Its product is annotated as beta-1,4-glucuronyltransferase 1. The record is from RefSeq and is a predicted model, not a curated record. Lineage: Eukaryota; Metazoa; Arthropoda; Insecta; Diptera; Drosophilidae. The coding region runs from base 160 to 1626 and encodes 488 amino acids. The transcript is spliced from 3 exons.